Messenger RNA from Cynara cardunculus var. scolymus (artichoke), 1621 nucleotides. RefSeq names its product 7-deoxyloganetic acid glucosyltransferase-like. The record is from RefSeq and is a predicted model, not a curated record. The coding region runs from base 17 to 1486 and encodes 489 amino acids. The transcript is spliced from 2 exons. Gene Ontology annotation, molecular function: UDP-glycosyltransferase activity. Lineage: Eukaryota; Viridiplantae; Streptophyta; Magnoliopsida; Asterales; Asteraceae.
AAUUUGAUACAAAAAAAUGGACCAAAAUCAUCAAGAAAACGAACCUCAUGUGCUCAUUUUUCCGAUACCCUUCCAAGGCCCGGUCAACUGUGCUCUUAAAUUAGCCGAACUCCUAUGUCUUUCCGGCAUCCACGUCACCUUCCUCAACACCCAUCACAUCCACCGCCCUCUCCUGCGCCACACUCAAGUCUUAUCCCGAUUCAACCGAUACCCAAACUUCAGAUUCGAGACCAUCCCAGAUGGACUCGAGCAUGAAAACCCUGUCUCCGGCGACCGGUUUGAGGAGGUCAUGGAUGCUAUUAAUGCUGUGAGCAAACCACUUUUCCAGGAGAUGAUGGUUUCCGGUCACCUGAGUAGUAAAUCGGAGCGGCCGGUGACAGUGAUAAUACCAGAUGGGGUGUUCAAUUUUGCGGUGGAAAUAGGUUUAGAAUUGUCGAUUCCGGUGAUUUCUUUCGAAACAAUUAGUCCAUGCAGCUUGUGGACUUCUAAUUUGAAUCUUCCUGCGCUUAUUGAAGCUGGAGAAGUUCCUUUCAAAGGUAAUGAUUUAGAUGAACUGGUAAAAAAUGUGCCGGGGGCACAAAAUAUUCUCCGGCGACGGGAUCUUGCUCCUUAUUGUCGUCUCAGUGACUUAUCCGACCCUGAAAUUCAACGUACCUUGCGAGAAGCUCGAACCAUCCCUCUGGCUCAAGGUCUCAUACUCAACACAUUCGAACACUUAGAUGUUCUCCUACUCCCACACAUGCGAAACCUCUGCCCAAAUAUUUACACUAUAGGCCCGUUGCACUCUCUCCACAAAGCUCGACUCACCGCCGACACCGAACAAUCAUCGCCGGAAACCACCUUUUCCAACAGCGUUUGGGAAGAAGAUAGAAGUUGCCUGUCGUGGCUUGACAAACACCCUCCAAAAACCGUUGUUUAUGUUAGCUUUGGGAGUCUGUCAUCCACCACAGUCAAUCAGCUACUCGAGAUAUGGCAUGGUUUGGUUAACAGUGGGAAACCGUUUCUGUGGGUGAGACGGCCGGGAUCAAUCACUGGUGGGUACGAUCAGACUCAGCUUCCGAGUGAGUUAAUUGAUCAUACUGCACGAAUGGGGUGCAUCGUAGAUUGGGCUCCACAAGAAGAGGUCCUCGCCCAUCAAGCCGUUGGUGUGUUUUUGACACAUAGUGGUUGGAACUCGACCAUGGAAAGUAUAGUGGAGGGCGUUCCCAUGAUUUGUUGGCCGUUUUAUGUCGACCAAUUUGUGAAUAGUCGAUUUGUGGAAGAGGUAUGGAAGGUGGGAAUAGACAUGAAAGACAAGUGCGAUAUGGUGAUUGUUGAAAAGGCGAUAAGGGACGUGAUGGACGUGAGACAAGACAUGUUUACACGAUCGGCACGUUGUUGGGCAAAUCUUUCAAAAGAGUCGAUAAGCGAGGAUACAGGUUCUUCGACUAGAAAUUUGGAUCGUUUGAUCGACGAUAUAAGAGUAAUGAGCAGGAGCACAAGGUAAGAAUGAAAUGUCGAUGUUUGUACUCCAAUUGUGUUUUUUAUGUCUUAUUGAGCCAUGGUACUUUGUGUGUUUGAACUAAUGUUGUUUUUCUCAUUGGAUUGUACUAAUAAAAAUAUCAUAAGUCUUCGUUUCAGC